Molecule: messenger RNA, 1632 nt
Organism: Guyanagaster necrorhizus
Lineage: Eukaryota; Fungi; Basidiomycota; Agaricomycetes; Agaricales; Physalacriaceae
Product: T-complex protein 1
Exons: 10
Coding region: 1-1632 (543 amino acids)
Biological process (GO): protein folding
Molecular function (GO): ATP-dependent protein folding chaperone; ATP hydrolysis activity; ATP binding
Source: RefSeq, a predicted model, not a curated record
AUGUCUGGGCAAACACCUGUUUUUGUGAUGAAUACUGCGCCUGAACGGCAGUCAGGACGAAAAGCCCAGAUCUCAAAUAUCACUGCUGCCAAGACUGUUGCAGAUGUUAUCCGGACGUGUCUUGGCCCAAAAGCUAUGCUUAAAAUGAUCUUGGAUCCUAUGGGAGGCAUAUUACUGACAAAUGAUGGCAAUGCAAUUCUUCGUGAAAUUGAUGUCGCUCAUCCAGCUGCAAAAAAUAUGAUUGAGCUGAGUCGUACCCAGGAUGAAGAAUGUGGAGACGGAACGACGAGUGUCAUCAUCCUUGCCGGGGAAAUUCUUGCACAAUCCCUUGGGCAACUAGAACGCGACAUCCAUCCAGUUGUCAUCAUCUCGGCAUACAAUAAGGCCCUCAAAGAGGCGCUCGAAAUCAUCAAGCGAAUAUCGGUCCCCAUCGACACGUCCAAUGAUGAAGAAAUGCUAGCACUCAUCAAAACAUCCAUAGGCACUAAGUUCGUCAUGCGCUGGUCUGAUCUUAUGUGCAAACUAGCCCUGCAGGCCGUACGGACGGUUGCUCAGGAGGAAAAUGGCUUGAAGACAGUGGACAUCAAGCGUUAUGCACGAGUGGAGAAGGUCCCUGGCGGCGAGAUAGAGCAGAGCAAAGUGUUGAGUGGUGUUAUGCUGAACAAGGACAUUACGCAUCCCAAUAUGCGAAGACGUAUCGUCAAUCCUCGAAUUAUACUUCUCGAUUGUCCGCUGGAGUACAAGAAAGGCGAGAGUCAAACCAACAUGGAGUUUUCUAAAGUCGAGGAUUGGGAGAAGGCGCAGGCUAUUGAAGAAGAGCAGAUACGGCUUCUGUGCGACAAAAUUCUGGAAUUUAAGCCGGAUCUGGUGAUCACAGAAAAGGGCGUCUCAGACAUCGCCCAGCACUUCUUUACGAAGCAUAACGUCUCUGCGAUUCGCAGGGUAAGAAAAUCAGACAAUAAUCGUAUUGCUCUCGCUGUUGGUGCAACGAUCGUCAACCGAGCAGAGGAUCUACGGGAGUCCGAUGUCGGCACUCGCUGUGGUCUUUUCAACAUCGAGAAGAUUGGUGAUGAAUACUUCACUUUUUUGACGGAGUGUAACAAUCCUAAAGCUUGCACGAUACUUCUUCGUGGUCCAUCAAAGGAUAUUCUCAACGAGAUCGACCGGAACCUCGCUGACGCCAUGUCAGUUGCGCGGAACGUCGUGUUCAACCCUCUUCUCGCUCCAGGUGGUGGUGCAACGGAGAUGGCGAUCAGCGUUGGUUUGCAUGCUAAGGCAAGAAGCGUCGUGGGUGUGGAGGGGUGGCCGUUCAGGGCUGUGGCUGAUGCUAUGGAAGUUAUUCCUCGGACAUUGGUUCAGAACAGUGGAGGAAACGCCAUCCGAGUCUUGACUGAACUGAGGGCUAAGCAUGCGGGUGGUGAAAACUUCUGGGGCGUCAACGGUGAUACAGGCAAGUUGGUUGAUAUGAAGGUCUACGGGUUGUAUGAGUCAGCAAGCGUCAAGAUUCAGACUUUGAAGACAGCAAUUGAGGCUGCUCGUAUGCUGCUCCGUGUAGAUGAUGUGGUGCAAGCUGUGCGGAAAGAUAGAGAACAAGGACAAGGUGCACCACCUGAAGAGAUGAUGGAGGGUUAA